Molecule: messenger RNA, 1840 nt
Organism: Cavia porcellus (domestic guinea pig)
Lineage: Eukaryota; Metazoa; Chordata; Mammalia; Rodentia; Caviidae
Product: melanoma-associated antigen 1
Exons: 5
Coding region: 270-1394 (374 amino acids)
Biological process (GO): negative regulation of transcription by RNA polymerase II
Cellular component (GO): nucleus
Source: RefSeq, a predicted model, not a curated record
UGCACUCACUGCCGGAAGUGACGUCAGCAGCUCACGCUCUGAGGGUCACGCCUUGUCCCCCACGAGGCCUGCACACACCGCCGGAAGUGACGUCAGCAGCUCACGCUCUGAGGGUCACGCCUUGUCCCCCAGAGGCCUGCACUCACUGCUGGAAGUGACGUCAGCAGCUCACGCUCUGUGGGGGUCAAGCCUUGUGGUGUUAAGGCGACGUGUAUUCACGUCACGCUGCAGUUGGGGAGCGGAGCGAAGCAGUUCAACAGAUUCAAGACAUGGGAAACUGCACCUGCUGUCUGGCCAAAGACAGGGCUGAGAGGAUGAAUGACAUCCAACACACGCACACCGUCAACUUCCAGAUCUGGGGGCCUGAGGAGAUGGUGGCCUUGGAUGCUAUGAUGCAGGCGCAGAGACGUCAUGGCUUGAUGCACGGAGGGUUGGGGCAGCAGAGAAGCCGCGCCUGGCCUGCAGAGAGAGGUCCUCUGUCAGUACGCAAGGUCCUUGAGGCCUCAGCACGGAGCUUCAGCUCCCUGUCCCAUACCAUCAUGUCUGUAUCUGAAGAGCCUUACCAACCUGAGGAAGACCCUGAGGACCAAAGCAUCAUGGAGGAGGCUUCUGCUGCUGGAACGCUGGAUCCUUCUCUGGGUCCUGAGGGACACUUCUCAGUCCCUUCCACCAGGGCCACCAGCCCCUCUAGUGAAGCCUGUGGGGCCUCUACCCACAAAGAGGGAGAGGGUACAUCUCCUUCAGGGAGCGAGUCAGAUACUGACUCUUCAGCUAAAGAUGUUCUAGAUGCGAAGCUGGCUGUGCUGAUACAGUUCCUGGCCCUUAAGUAUCUAAGGAAGGAGCCAGCCACCAUGGAAGAAAUGCUGGGGAUUGUCAGCAGAGAUUACGAGGAGAGCUUCCCUGUGCUCUUUAAGGAAGCCACGCAGUGCAUGCAGCUGGUCUUUGGCAUUGAUACAAAAGUGCAGCCUUGCGGCUCCUAUGUCCUUGUCCCUGUUCUGGGCCUCACCUAUGAUGGGAUGGUGACUAAUGACCAGGGCUACCCCAGGACCAUCUUCCUGAUCAUUGUCCUGGGUAUCAUCUACAUUCAGGGCAACCAUGCCAGGGAGGAGGCAAUCUGGGAGGUGAUGAGUGAGAUAGGGGUGUUUCCUGAGAAGGAGCAUGUCAUCUAUGGGGAGCCCCGGAAAUUCCUCACCGAAGAUUUGGUGCGGGAACAGUACAUAAUUUGUCAGGAGGUGCCCAAUAGCAGUCCUCCUCAACUUGAGUUUAUUUGGGGUCCAAGGGCCCUUGCUGAAACCAGCAAGAAGGAUGUCCUAGAAUUUUUGGGCCAACUCAAAACUACCACCUUCAGGACCUUUCCUCUGGAUGAGGAGGCAAGUUCCGAAAAUGCAGAGUAGAGAGACCCAAGGUCACUGGAGUGAUGUCCAGUGGCAGGGAUGGGGCAUAUUCCAGGGCCACAGUUUUGUAGUUCAUGGGAAGAUUCUAAACUAUAUUUGAAAAGAGUGAUAACUUCUAAGUGGUGCAGAUGUAGAUCAGGGACCAGAUAAAUUCAGUGUAUUAGCAUGUCUCUUCUAUGUGGGUGAAAAUUUCUUUUUUAAAAUUUUUCACAUGUUCUUAAAAGAUGGAAUUAACUUCAAGUUUUUAAGUUUUUAAAAGCAUUGGUCUACUUUGUAUUCUUUGAUACUGUGAUUUGAGCAACUAUUUCCAAGAUGAUAUUAUGUAAUCUAUUAACAGGUGAUUUCUUACUGUUAUGUUUUUUUUUUUUGUAGUUAUGUAUUAUGUGUAACCUUACACUGCUUUGUUUUGUUUUGUGUUUUUCUCUUUUUCCUCUUAAAUUAAAAAA